CUUCUGCUAACAUCCUAGGGGAAACUCUUACUCCUUAUUCCCAUGGAAUGGGAAUUUAAAAUCAAAGGAAUGAGACCUAGGGCAAAAGUUGAGACAGCAGGGAGGCACUAGAAGAACUAGAAGCUUUUCAACAUUGGCAUUAUUUCCGUGCAGAAUUAAGAAGUUCUGUAUGUCUGUAUGGAUACCAAAGAUGACAAGCGGUUCAGCCUUGCACUGCAGAUUAACAAUUUCAAAGCAGCCUUGGUUGAUUUCGAUAAAUUAGUUGAACAUACAACAGCCCAAAAAAAGGAUGAAAGAGCAGGGUUGUUUAUCCCCAAAGAAGAUGCAAUUGAUUAUGACAAGUUUUAUGCCACAGUGCAGCAGCUCUUUGGCCCUGAAGUGAAAAAUCAAGAUGUGAAAUGUUUUUACAGGAAACUUUGCAACAAUCCUGAUGCAUCUUUCGACUGGUGUGAGAUCUUCGGCUAUUUCUCCUCAGAAGGAGAUUCUCUUACUUCGCAGAUGGAUGAAGAAAAUUUGGUUUUCCUUGUGUCCAGGAAACAGCGAAUUGUGAUUUCAGGUAGCAGAAGACGAGAUGUGAUCAAAUGCAUUGUGAAGGUCCCACAGUUGGAUUUAUUGAUAACUGCAUCUCAGAAAGGAUUGAUAACAGUCUUUAACAGUCAGAUGAGAAUUCAGACCAGCACCAAUGUUACAGAUACCUCCUGGAUCACGGGCUGUGAUUACCUGGGCCAGCUUAAGCGAAUCGUUGCCACUACCGAGAGGACCAUUAUCGUCUGGGAUCACAAAGCUCAAGGGAGUAGCCAGGAGCACUAUUUUGUCAUCAAGCCCAUGGACCACUGCCUGCUGUGUGUGUGUGUGGUGCCCCUCCCUGACCAGCUCUGCAGAGAUGACAUCCUCCUGGGGGAUGAUGGUGGAUUUGUGAACAGGUUCACUGUAAACAGUGACGACUUUGGAUUAAAGCAGGCGAAAACAAAGAAGAAAUUACAAACCCAGGUCCUAGACUCCAAAAACUUUAAAAGUGUUAAAAGGAAGCUGCAUAAUGAUUGGGUUAUGAAAAUCAGAUACAUUCCAACUCUCAAUUGCUUUGGAUCCUGCUCCUUAGACAGUGUCCAUUCAUUAGUUCUGGAAUCCUUGAAGAGACUUGAGGACAAUUUGCCUGUCAGAGAAUUUGCCAUGCCAAGAGGAGCCAAUACUUUCUGCUACUGCAUUAAAGCAAACGUGAUUGUGACUGGAGGAGAUGAUAAAGUCCUCCGGUUGUGGCACCCCAAUAUCAGCACUAAACCAGUUGGGAAGCUAGUGGGGCACAUGUUCAGCAUCACAGAGAUCGUAAGCAAUGAGAAAGAGCAGCAUGUCAUCAGCCUCUCCUCCGCAAAGGUCUUCCGAGUGUGGGAUAUCCAAACUCUAUCAGUAUUGCAAGUCUUCCACGAUAGCCAAGGAGGGCCAGGAGACAUGCAGAUUUAUUCUAUGGUGUAUGAUGCCAGCCAUGGUAUGCUCAUUACAGGUUCAAGUGUUAUAGACAUGUAUCCCUUGACCAGGAUGAUACAGGACACAAAGCAGGUGCCUCACACUCACGAACGAGAAAUCAAUGUCAUGUUGUACAACAAAUACUUCCACCAAGUGCUCACUAUCUGCUCAGAGUCCAUAAUCAAGGUAUGGGAACUUGAGAGUGGCCUCCAGAUAUACCAGAUUCUAGACCCUCAUGGCUUCAAUAUUGAACUAACCUGUGCAGCUAUUGAUGAAAGUGGAUAUCUUUUUGCCACAGGAGCAUAUAAUGGAACAGCUAAGAUCUGGGACUUUGGCAGUGGCCAGGAGAUGAAGAUGCUGCCGGAAGGGAAAGACUGGGCAGAAGAGGAACACGGGCUGCUGCGCCUGUUUUUCCUCAAGGCCCAGGUGAAGCACCAGCAUCUUGUCCUCGCCUUGGAGCGCAACGGGACUAUCAAGAUGAUCCAGGGAAAAGAAGAUGAUUUCCUCCUCGUGGUGAUAUGGGAGCUGCCUGAUGCCAUGCCUUACCUACAGUAUGGGAGCCAUAUUGUACAUCUGAAGAUGUCAACUAAAGAAAGGGUGAUGGCCAUUCCUUUUCCAGAUGUUGAGUUAAUUGUCCAGAAAAGUUUUACUCAACAAACUAAUAAUAAUCCUGCCAUCGAUGUUGAGGUGAACUGCAUUGAUUUGUUUCAAACAGAAGGAUAUAAUCUGAUAGUUUGUGGAACGUUGAAUGGCAUGAUUAUCUUAUGGAAUUUUAUAACAGCUACUGUCAAAGAAAUAUACCGGCCUGAGGACUGUUUCUCCACAGACCCUGAGUUGGAUCCCAAACGCUUUCGGAUUAAUGACAUAAUGUUCCUCUUCCGACCCCCUGACUGUAUAAGGAGAUCGAGUCAGGAUUCCAUCUGCUCAUCAACCCAGUGUGACUCAAGCAAGGGCCCACAGAGUAGCAAGGGAAGUAAACAAAGUAUACAUGACACCGAAGUCAAAGGUGAGCAAACAGACAUGGUGGGAGAGCAGCAGCCAGCGAGCAGGAAACAGCCCACCCCCGUGGAAGUGCAGCCUCCUAUCGUGGUCACUGCGCACGAGGACGGACACCUCCGCCUGUGGACGCUGGAGGGGAAGCUUCUGAAAGACAUACUGCCCUUCACAAAGCACUCAGCCAUUUCUCUGACAUCACUGUACACUGACUCGUGCUGCAGGACACUGCUGGCCGGGAAUGUAGAAGGACAUGUUAUCCUUUGCAGUAUUAGUUCCUUCUUGGAUCAACCUCAUGAUGAAAAGAAAUUCAAGCAGCUGCUUUCCUGGCGUGCCCAUUCCUUAGAAAUUAUUCAAGUGAUAUAUGUGGAAGACAAGCAGCUGGUGCUUACUGCCUCCAUUGAUGGCUCAGUGAGGCUCUGGCACUCCACCAGUGGGCAUUACUGUGGCUAUUUUGGGCAACGCAGAAUGUUUGAGUUAUCCCAAACAAGCGAUUUUAUUUUGCCAUGUGAUGUUAAUGAAUAUCCUGUAGAGAUAAAAGAAGAAACCAAGUUCACAGAGAAGAAACAAAAAUAUGAAUAUCCUCUGAUAUUUGACCGUGAAAGAUGGAAAAAAAUGAGCUCAAUGUCUUUGCUUUUCAAACGCACACCUCCCAAGCCCUUUGAAGUGCAACACGAUUUUAAAUUUUUCAAGUCUCUUUCUUCUCCAAAGAUUCGCCGAUAUGCUUUGGAAGGCUUCAUGACAGAAAACAGAGAAGCAGGGAUUGUUUUUGGUUCUCUGCCUAUAUACAGGGUGCCAAGUCCCACAAGUCUAAGAUUCCUUCCACUCAUUGGCUCUGAAGCACAAAGGGAGUCAGUAGAGGUAGUUCCUGGGAAGAAGAGAGGCACCCAUGUUCAACAUGAAAAAUCACGGAGGAAAAGCAUGAAAAGAAAUCUAGUCCCACAAAUAAAUCUGGCUUCAUCCUUCUUCCCAGCCUUGCCCAAGUGAAGAGGAGACUCAGAACUGGCUGUAGUACAAGAGGCCACAAAGUCUGGACAACACCCCAUCUGUACCACAAAUUGGUUAGACAUCCCUCUAUCUCAGGUGAUCCUAGAAAUGAUGAUUACUCAAGGAGUUCUGGUGACCUCAACCUGACAACAAGCUAGCAACAGCCUGCAGCCGGUUUGCCAAUUUCUACACAUGGAAAAACGUGUAAUGAAUAGGCAAUGUCUCUCGUAUGAAUAGGCAAUGUCAAUGUCUCUUGUAUUGUCAACAAGAUGGCACGAGGAAACAUGGAAUCAGUAGCAUAAAUAGACCCCUAAUGAUAUGGCUAGUGAUGAUUAGCUUUCACCUCACUUCUGCCUGUUGUUCACCCCAGUCCAUAACCACAAUUAGAAUGUGUGCAGUAAAGGUCAAAUUACGUGUGUGUCAUGCUGUGUGUAUACAAAGAGGAUUAUUGUCAUUACUUCUUUAUUUAUUUGAAGCUGAACCUAGGGGCCUGACAGUCAACUACAUCAGCAGCUGUUUUGAGAUACGGUUUCACUAAGUUGAUCUGGGAGGCCUUGAAUUUAAGAUUACUCUGCUUCAGCCUCCAGAUCUUCCAGGAAAAUUAUUAUUAAACAAGAAAAACAUCCCUGUCCAGCCUCUUACUUGUUUUUCUGCUUCAUCAACUGUAGUGUCACCUGGAGAUGUGAAGGAGAAUUCCAGGAAUCAAGCUGUGACUACAAAAGCUGAUUGCCUGAUGAGAAUGUCAGUGACAUGGAGAGAUUGAAAUGUUGCAAGUCCAGAGCCAAAUUACUUUGGGGGCAUCUCUAAUUCCCUUAGUAGCUAUUUAUUGUCUGCCUCUAUGCAUGACUCAGUGUCUGCUGCGACCCUUAGGUAAAUCCUUUGGAAUGUAUGAACAGGCCCCUAGUUUCUACCAAUCAAAGAGCUAAGAAUGCAGUCAGAUAGCAUCUAAGGCCUAAAGCUGAGUUUACUCCAACUUUUCUGUAGCCUGCCUUCCUGAUGUGAUGUCUUAGUUACUAUUCUAUUGCUGUAAAGACCAAAGAAACUCUUACAAAAGAAGGCAUGUAACUGAAGUCUAGCUUACAUUUCCAGAAGGUUAGUCUACUGUCAAGUCAGGAAGCAGACAGACAGACAUGGCACUGGAGCAGUAGCUGAGAACUUUACAUUCUUAUCCACAGGCAGCAGACAGAGAGACACUGGGCCUGGCAUGGGCUUUUGAAACCUCAAAGCCCACUACUGUUGACACAUCUCCUCUCAUGAGGGCACAUCUCCUAAUCAUUCUAAAACUUUCAUCAGCUAGGGUCUAAACAUGGAAAUAUAGGAGCCUACAAGAGCCGUUUUCACUCAUUGCCACAUGUGCUCAACAAUAUUUGAAAAAUGUGUUAAGUUUACGACUUCCUUUGUUCUGUUACCAUAAAAGUUCAUAAAAUCACUGCCUUUUUGGAACAUGGUAUUUGAAGAAGUCUGAUCAUGUUCCUCCACCACGGUCACGUAUAUUUGGCUCUAGAAUAAACUCUUUUAUUCUUCGA
Molecule: messenger RNA, 4967 nt
Organism: Mesocricetus auratus (golden hamster)
Lineage: Eukaryota; Metazoa; Chordata; Mammalia; Rodentia; Cricetidae
Gene: Wdr64
Product: WD repeat domain 64
Exons: 28
Coding region: 178-3441 (1087 amino acids)
Molecular function (GO): protein binding
Source: RefSeq, a predicted model, not a curated record